AUGGGACAGGCAAAAUGGCUUCACUUGAAGAGCGGGCCCCGCAGGCUUACUGACUUUGGAACAUUUGAUGAUGCGAGUCGCGGUGUUUGGCUGCUGCUUACCAUCGUUAAGUGGAAUCUAGCCACUAUGGAUGCAUUGAUCACGAUCUUGCGACUUUCUUUCGUACCAUUCGCACAGCAGGUGGUUCUGAUUGAGCAGCGAGAUAUUAUCUAUGCUUCUGAUACUGCCACCUUCGGAUAUGCGCAUAAUUAUAGCCAAGAUAUACCGCACGCGUCACUCUUGGUUAACGUGGCCGUCAGUAAGCAUCCAUUUCCAACGCCCUAUACAACGAAAACAAGGAGUACAACUAACACACUUCUGACUAGAGGCUCGACGACUCUCUCCUCCGCCUUCGUUGUCACGACUCUCACGGCAGCUUUCACCUUCCCUGCUGACCCCUUUGCUUCAACGAGAUCUAUGCGCCCUCUUCCCGUCCAAGUCACAGCAGUCCAUAGCCACAGUCCGCCAAUCAAGACAGUUCUCAUCGGCCUCUGUGUCUCGGCAACUCUUCCACCAGCCAUGGCGACCUCAGCUACACUGUCGACAUUAUUCGAGCAGUUUGCUUUAAAGGUUGAGGCGAUUUUGAAAUCAGACAGCGCUCAAGAGGUUCUCCAGUCUAUGCGAGCCCUCGCAGAGAGCCGUGAGUUGCACCUCAUCAGCGAUGGAACGUAUUUUGGAGAUUACCGCGUGGUACCCAUUAUAGGUCCCGCCAACAGUUACAUCCGGCGUCUACAACCACCAUUGAUUAUUGCACCUUCUGGAAUCGAACCAGUGAAGCCGUUGCUCGACGAUCUAUCAUUCGUCCGUAAAUACCUACUUAGCAGUAGUACCGCCAAGGCAGUAGUAGCAUCUCGCAAUCAAUUCGGAUGGCAAAAGCUGAACACUGACUGCAUAUGUCUGCAUGUUGACGACGAUGAAGAGACUAGUAUCAAUGCGUCACUUCCGACUACCGGAGAUCCCAUCCUUACCAUGAAGGUGAAUUUAUCCCGAGUAGGGGACCAUGUAUCCAAGGCGAAACAGUUGCUAGAACCAGUAGACUUGACAGGCCCGGAGGUAAGUGACAGGGAUUACAAAUUUCGGUGCGUCCUCCGUACAGUAAUGCGUCCUCCUCUGGAUAGCCAAUUGAGGCACGGCCAGUCGAUAUCACUCGCCGACCAGGAAGCAAAGGGCUCAAUUGGAGUAUUCGUCACCGAUUGCAGUGAUGGGGGUAGAUAUGCCCUCACUGCGUACCACGUGCUUCCGUUCAAGGAGGCAGACAAUGCACUAGUGAAGACCCCAGGACUACUCGAUGGUCUUGCGCUGCUUUAUGAUGCAGUCAGAGAGAAGGGCCCGGACCGCGUGAAAGAGCUGCUGCGGGUCGAAGGCUGGGACAGCGACUACACGCUGUUAAAACUAGAUGACAGCGUGUCUGGCGUAAACGGCUCGUGGUACAGCUCUGCUAGGCUAUUGGACUGUGUCGCCGAAGCCGAAAGGCCUCAUCCCGAAUUUUUCGGUGUGAAUGGAGUAAUCGGAUGCGCUUAUCUGAAAGGAGGCGAAGUCUGCUAUAAGGAUGGAGCAGCAACGGGUAUCAGUAGCGGAAAGAUUGGAAACUUUGAGUACAUCGAAUAUCUGAAGGGCACUCGUGAUUCUGCGCCUGUAGGCACAUCACGCGAAGACGUCAAUGUGUCAAGGUUCAUAGGUUUCCAUGGUGUAUGCGACAGAGGAGAUUCAGGGUGUGGCGUUUUCAAGCCAAUGCGUGAGAAAGAUGGUUGGGAGUGGACAGGCCAGCUUGUGGCAAUGGCUCACUCAGCUGAAGAUCCACCAAAACCAUCUAUCGGGUUGAUGAUACCAUCAACAAAGGUAUUGAAAGCAUUGGAAAAGACAGUUGGUGGAACCUGGAAGCUGUCUGAACCUGGAAGCUGUCUGAACCUGGAAGCUGUCUGA
This is a messenger RNA of Penicillium taxi, 1962 nucleotides long. RefSeq names its product DUF3176 domain-containing protein. The coding region runs from base 1 to 1962 and encodes 653 amino acids. The record is from RefSeq and is a predicted model, not a curated record. The transcript is spliced from 4 exons. NCBI's taxonomy places the organism in Eukaryota, Fungi, Ascomycota, Eurotiomycetes, Eurotiales, Aspergillaceae.